AGAUUGUUUGGCAUUUUCUUGUUAUUGUGCUGUUUCAUUAUAAAUAUUAUACAAAAUUCGGAAUGGAAUCGAUCAUUGACCUGCAUCAGGAUGAUUUGAGCGUCCUGCCGCCGACGCCACAUACCAAACAAAGUGCUGUACACCAAGAUACACCAUUGGCAAUGAAAACUCGCCACGGUCGUAAGAAAAAUAAAGCUAUCGCUGAAUUGGAGUCGCCAACCAGUCGAGAUCCUCCCAAAACACCAACAAGUAGACAGCAUCUGGCAAAUGAAACGCCGAGACGCAGUGCGCGUAAGAGUGUGCGACCGGCGAUCGACUAUGACGAUAUUAUGCUACGUUCUGCCAGCAAGGAAAUAAGAAGCAAAGUAGUCGAAUUGGACGAGAAUGCUGAGGAGCAACAUACUCAGAAGUGGACUGCCGCAGAAGUGGGCCGCAAUUCUUGUAAGCGCAGUCGUAAGUCCAAACGCGCUUCUAGUAAGGUCAAUACCGCUGCGUUAGAGAAAGACGACGAAGUCGUCAAACUAGGUGUUGUUGUCGAGCCAUCCUCAGAUAUAGAUGGUGAUAAGACCUCCACUGAAACCAUACAAGAGGAUACUAACACCGAGAAAAAAGAUUCAGACCUGGGUGAUGACGAUGAACAAUGCUUAGUUUCAUUCGGAGUGGAACACAUCACAGCCGAUGAAACCGAUGAGGAGGCCAUGGUAUCAACCAAACAGCCAAUUCUGAUGGACGUGAAGGACCUGGGCUUGAUCCCACUGACCGAUAACGAUGAAAAAGAGGAAAUAAAGGUGGUGUCAACUGAACAACCUGCACAGGGCGUCCAUAAUGCAACAUUGGAUGACCUGGGAUUGUGUCCACUUGAGCCUAUGGACCAAUUCGAACAUGAAUCAGCGGUAGAUGACUUUGAAUGCGAAAUGCCAUCUCUGAUUAUGCUCGACGAUGACGAUCUUGCCGAUCCAAAUAAAUCUGUGCUCAACACGACCUUCGACGCUGAUGAAAGAAAGAGUGACGAACAAAAUGUUAUCACAGAUGCAGUAGUACCCAAAUCGGAGCAAUCCCGUACGUCGGUGAAGCCCUCGAUUAAAGUUGUUUUAACAACGGAGGACAAUCUUGACCAGACACUUUUGAAUUUAACUAAAUUCGCGACGAACACAACACCAUCAGGUCCCAAAAGUUCCAAGGGGUAUCGAUUCCCUACACCUUAUAGGUCCCAGACGCGUAAAUCCGCCAAGACGGUGGCGGCAUCGGAUCAUGGCACCCAAUUAGGAAGCAAAGAAAUUAAGAAACGACGCUCAAAUUCAGCCACCACUUGGGAAGAUAUCAAAUCGAGAACGGUCUCGUUCCGUAGUCCCAUUGAAGUCACUCAUGUCCAUGACAUUGAUAAGCGCUGGGAGGGUCUGAACACCAGCAAUGUCACAAGCCGUCGCAAGCGCUCAAAGUCUGUGGACGAGAGCCGCUCGAAGGGGAGCAGGAUUCCCCCGCCAAAAUUCUUUAAGAAUAACAAAGUGCUCACACCGUGCAAGGUGACGAAGCGAACAAAGCUUCCAAACUUUGCAGCCAUUCAUCAGAAGCAAUUUUCCACGAUGGAGAAUUUGGUGGACCACCUCAAUCGCAAGGAAUUGCGCGCCAAGGAGUUGAUUAGCUCAGGAUUGAAGCCAAAACAGGCAGCUGGAUCAUCCGUGAAGAAGAUGCCAAGUUCCAGUGAAUUGGCGUCUGGCGAUCGUUCCCGACCACGGGCUCUCAAGAAAAUUGAUUGGGCCAUCAACCCGACAGUAACCAAGCAGCCUGAAUGCACAUUCAAAAUGCAGUUACCUGAGCUCCGUCCAGCCGCUGAGGUAAAGCAGCCGCCACAAAGCCGGUUGCCUUUGAAGAGUGGCAGCAACAUAGUGGUGAAGCCACCAUUCAAUUUAUCAACAUCCGCGGUCAAGAAAUUUACGGCAACCAGUACAUUUGCUCCGACUACAGUGCAGAAGCCAACCGCGUUUAAGGAUAAAGUGGCAGAGAGACGCCAACGACACAUGGAAAUGUACAAGAGCUCCAGUGCCCCAAAGGAGAAGACCGGAGAUUUCAUACGGGGAGUGCGCUUAAAUCGUCGCUUUGAGCUACAGAUGCAGCAUCGUCGGCACUUGGAGGAGGAAUAAUCUUACAUUUAACUGUUCAAUUACUUUUACACAUACAAUACGCACACAUACAUAUAUGAUUUAUCUUUCCGGUUCCUUGAAAUGCGGGGCUUUAACAUGCUGCUAACAAAUUCAUUAAAGUUUUUAAUUUUCUCUUUUAA
This is a messenger RNA of Drosophila persimilis, 2281 nucleotides long. RefSeq lists its product as uncharacterized. Bases 63 to 2141 code for a protein of 692 amino acids. The record is from RefSeq and is a predicted model, not a curated record. Lineage: Eukaryota; Metazoa; Arthropoda; Insecta; Diptera; Drosophilidae. The transcript has 4 exons.